AUGACGACGAAGCUUCUUGUACUGUUCACUGUUAUCUGCUUUGCUGGACUCACACACGGCUGGUACAAUUCCGUGUUCAAUGCGCCUCGAAAACAGCCUCAAAGAUCGUACUACGAAUCCCAGAAUUAUCAAACACAUGAACAGAAAUCGUUCAGUCCGGCCUAUCAACAGCCCGCUGUGUUGGAGGCAUGCGGCAAAUGUGAUCAGAGCAAAUGUGCCAGUAAUCUGAACUGUCCCGUCGGUCUGGUACGAGAUCGUUGCGGUUGUUGUCUCGUGUGUGGCCUCGAGGAAUCCCAUUUAUGCAACUUGGAAAGUGAGGUUUCCGCCUAUAUGAAACAGCAUGUGGGAAAGCCGUGGUACGGGAGGUGUGGACAAAAUUUAGAAUGUCGCAAACGAGAUGAUGUGGAUUUGCGGCAGGUCGGUGGAUCGCAAAGUAUCUGCUACUGUCUCGAGCCCGGUCUCGUUUGUGGGUCGGACGGGAAGACCUAUUCACCCUGUCAGUUGCGAGCGCAGGUAGCGGCAACCAGUGGUAAGGUGAAAAAGAUCGGUGACGGGCCAUGCAAACAAGAACCGGUGGCUGUGCUAAGUGCACCAACGGGGACAGUUGCUCUGGACGAGAAAGUCACACUCAUCUGUGAGGUUCGUGGCUACCCACGUGCUGACGUGACCUGGCAUAUGGUCAAACCGGGAGAUGCAAAGAGCCGCCGCAUGCCCGGCAAAUCGGCCGAUGUGACCGUAUCCGUGCGUGGCGGAGAAUCAGAGACACAAGUUGUGUCCUAUUUGCAAAUCACCAAUUUCACCCUGGAUCACGAGGGUGAAUAUCAUUGCUUGGCAGAGAACGAAUUGGGCAUGGACGACAAGGCAGCACAUGUGGUUCUCAAGGUCUAA
Molecule: messenger RNA, 888 nt
Organism: Echinostoma caproni
Lineage: Eukaryota; Metazoa; Platyhelminthes; Trematoda; Plagiorchiida; Echinostomatidae
Source: the annotation of a GenBank genome assembly